Molecule: messenger RNA, 2616 nt
Organism: Eriocheir sinensis (Chinese mitten crab)
Lineage: Eukaryota; Metazoa; Arthropoda; Malacostraca; Decapoda; Varunidae
Exons: 6
Coding region: 335-1240 (301 amino acids)
Biological process (GO): regulation of actin filament polymerization; regulation of filopodium assembly; dendrite morphogenesis
Cellular component (GO): dendrite; filopodium tip; nucleus
Molecular function (GO): actin monomer binding; actin filament binding
Source: RefSeq, a predicted model, not a curated record
AAUAACAGGCCACAAGAGGAGGAAGAGGAGGCUUACAUCACCCCCACGCACGGUUGUCUGACUUCCGUGACCCCCAGAACAAGCUGAAGAAGUUUAUGGGCGCUUGUAACGACAUCGACAGAGAGGUUCUGAAGUGCCUGAAGGCAGAGCGACUACGGAGAAGAGCCAACAACAGAAUCUUGGCCGAGGAGCGCAGGAAGAAGAUUCACACCAAGUUGGGGGAAGGCUACGACUGGGAGAAGGCAUAAAACAGGAGCUUUCUUACACGCAGAACGCCCAUCGUCAUCUCGGUCUAAACCUCAACUGGUAGCUCUCAAGACAUAGAAACAAGACAAUGUUGCCACCAGCCAUGGAGGGAAGGAUUGAGGACACAGUGCCCCUGGACCUCAAGUACCCGAGUGUGAUUGAGCGCUACUGGACCAAACACUAUUUCAUCCCUAAGGACAGGAGGUGGCAGGGCGGGGAGGCUGAGGAGAAGGGGGCCAGAGGAGGAAAUGUAGGUGGUGGUGGUGAGGAUGUGAAGGGAGGUGGAGGGCUAGAGAAAGAGGGAGGUGUUGGUAGUAGUGUAGAGGAGAAACUAGAGAAAGAGGGCUUGGUGAAGAGCGGUAAAAAAGGCAUAGAAAAAGAGGAUGACGGUGUUGAUGCCAAAACAAAAAUAGCGACAGAGGAAAACGGCAAUAAAACAGAGCAGAUGGACAUUGAAUACACCGAAACAAAUGCAGAGAAGGACGACAAGAGCCCAGAAGAUGACAGCAGCCUUGGGUCCCAGCAGCAGGAGGAGAAGGGGGGGGGAGCGCCGGGCCAGAACAAGACCCCGGACAGCAGCGGCCACGUGUGUGUUAUGGUGCACACGAACAAGCUCUGUCUGGUGACCCUCUCGCCCCGACACCCUGCCCUGGCACCUGGCAUGGAGAUUACUAAGGUGAGCUACAACGUCGGCAGGUUCAACCGUCUGGACAACCAGGUGUCGGGGAAGGGCAAACGUGGCGCCCAGAUGAUGGGGCCACAGUCACCCGUGUGCGUCAUUACCUGCGCGGACGGCUCCCAACACACCGUGCUGGCGGGCGUACAUGGGAAGCUGGUGGAGGUAAAUGAGCGCCUAGUGACUAACCCCAAGCUGCUGAGUGAGUGCCCGGAAGGCGAGGGUUACCUGGCUGUGAUCCUGCCGCCUCUGAGGAACGGCGACGGCCCCCUCAAGAGGCUCCUCACCGCUGAACAGUAUUGGGGUCAGGAGAGGUGAAGUAGGAGUGAGUCUAAUGGUGGGAGUCAGGGUACAGCUUUUUUUUGUCAUUGUGUUAAUCUUGAAAAAUAAACUCAUUAAUAGUCUGAAUUGAACGGUGAACUUGCUACUGUGUUGAGCUCAAAUAUAGGCUCAAUAUUCAUCUGAAUUAAACUAUAAACCUGCCAGAAGAUGUUUUAUAAAGUGUAAAUUAAAAAGUAUAAACUCCCUAACAGUCUAAAAAUUGAUCUAUAAACUUCCUAUAAGGUAUUAAAUAUGUAUAUAUUAAAAAAAAUAUAAACUCCCUAGCUGUUUGAACUAUAAUCUUUGCAAAAUGUGUUCAAAGAAAGUGCAAAUUUAAAAAUAUAAGCUCUGUAACAGUCUGGAUUGAUUUAUAAACUUCCUAAAAGGUGUGAAACAAAUGUAAACUAAAAUAAGGUGUCAAAUCAAGUGUGGGUGAGGGAACUACUGGGCCUGUGUACUGCUAUCUUGCCACUCCAAUAGAAACUCGGCAGCAGUCUAAAUCAUCCAAUAAAUUUGCCAGGUAUUAAACAAAUGUAAAAUCAAAGUGUGUUAAAUCAAGAGUGUGGGUUAGGGAACUACUGGGCCUGUGUACUGCAACCUUGCCAUUCCAAUAGAAACUCAGUAACAAUCUAAAUCAUACUAUAAACUUGCCGGAAGGUGUUAAACAAAUGUAAAAUGAAAAUGUGUUAAAUUAAAGAGUGUGGGUGAGGGAACCACUGGGCCUGUGUACUGCUGUCUUGCCACUCCAAUAGAAACUCAGUAACAAUCUAAAUCAUACUAUAAACUUGCCGGAAGGUGUUAAACAAAUGUAAAAUCAAAAUGUGUUAAAUUAAAGAGUGUAAGGGAGAGUACAACUGGGCCUGUGUACUGCAACCUUGCCAUUCCAAUAGAAACUCGGUAACAAUCUAAAUCAUGCUAUAAACUUGCCGGAAGGUGUUAAACAAAUGUAAAAUGAAAAUGUGUUAAAUUAAAGAGUGUAAGGGAGAGUACAACUGGCUCCAUGUGUUGCAAACUUGCUAUAGAAUGUUAAAACUGAAUUAUAAACUUUAGGAAGGGGAUAAACACAAAUCAAAGCUCAGUAAAGUGUUUCCCUGGAGUUUAAAUGAAGAUAGAGCUACGUCCAUGCCAUGUGAACUCACUCAAAGAUGUUAAACUCAAAUGUAAACUCAAGUGAAGUGUAAUUGAAAAGUCAGUCUGGAUGCAGCUAAGUAAACUCAAAUGUAAGCUCAUGAAGUGUAAUUGAAAGGUCAGUCUGGAUGCAGCUAAGUAAAGUGUUAUGUAAACUUGCUGCUAGGUGUUAAACUCUGAUGUAGAUUUGCUGCAGAUGUUAAAUGUAAAUGGGACCUUGUGUAAAUAAACUGUUUUGGAAAUUG